Haliotis rufescens (red abalone) is the source of this 645-nucleotide messenger RNA. Its product is annotated as multiple epidermal growth factor-like domains protein 6. The record is from RefSeq and is a predicted model, not a curated record. The transcript is spliced from 4 exons. NCBI's taxonomy places the organism in Eukaryota, Metazoa, Mollusca, Gastropoda, Lepetellida, Haliotidae. The coding region runs from base 233 to 619 and encodes 128 amino acids.
UUGACACGUACCUCAAACAAGCUGCUGUAACUUUCAUCGGUCUGUCCGACUCGUGGAGCUGUACACAGAGAGCACUUACAGAACCAUCGCAGCGUUGAGGUUUUUUUGCUAAGGCGUGUGGACUGUGUAAGCACAAACGUGUCCAGAGCAACUUGUUUUUGCCCUAUACUGUACCAGGUGUUCUGUAGGUGGAGUGUAAACACGCGCGUUAGACAUAGGUGUAGUGGACAUCAUGAAGGACGUGCUAAUCUUCACUGCCAUUCUAGCAAUGGCACUGGGAGUUGAAAGCCGUGUUUACUACUGUCCGUAUCUGCAUACCUGCAAGCCUGAUAUCCACAGUAGACAUGAGUGUUGGAGGAACGACAGCUGCAAGCCAGGAUUCUACUGCUGCCUGUCAUCAACGUGCACCACCAAGUGCCUGAGACGUGUGUCAUCAUCUACACGACAACUUCAAAAGCAGUGCCCCAAACCACAGCAGAUAAAAGUAUGCCCGAUACGUGACAGCUAUCAACAGGAAAAUUGUACGUCGGACAAAGAUUGUCACUCUCGUUAUGGCGGAGGCAUAUGUUGUCCUGAUGUGUGUGGAAGCUACUGUCAUCUUAAUUAUGAGAACAUUUAGACCGAUAAAAUAACAAAUUGCAUUCC